UCCCGUCCACCAUAAACAUCCACACACAUCAGUCUUAAAGCAGGAAGAAUAGUUACUUGUUGUGUCAUCUAAUAGUACGCUAAGGUAUACAAUGCAUCCCAAGUCGCUUCUGGACAUAUGUGUCGACUUUGUGGUAGACGCAACAGUGUCUUUCCAGCGGUAUUGUCUUGAUAACGAGGCGGUGUGGCGUGACGUGGGUCACCUGUGGGAGGACCUGUGGUACCUGCCGCCUUCUGUGCAUGGUCGUGCCACUCAACUCCUACACGCCCACCUCCUGCACGCCCAAUUCUUACAUGGCAGCCUUGACAGCUAUGUUUACGAUGUAACUCGCCCUCUUCUGACUCUGCUGGCUGUCAAGUCUCGCAAGAUCGCCAUCGUCCCGGUAGAUCGACAGUUUGCAAGUCUCUCCUUCCCAGUUGUGUUUUCUGAUUGUGGAGUGUACAAUGAAGAACAUCAGCUGCAGGAACUGGAUUUAACAGGCGUUGACCUUGGUUUAGAUAUGGAAAUGUUGUUAGCGCUGUUGCCUAGAUGUCCAGAGAUCACGGUACUCAAGUUAGGUGGUAACACUACACCAGAUAUCCUGCAAGCAGCGAAAUGUUGUUUUCUUACGGUUCUCCACAUAAGUGAACGAGCUGCUAAAGAACCUCGAGUCACUGAAAAUGAUUUAAUUGAUAUAAUCUUAGGUUCCAGAAGUCACAGUUCAACAGAGCUCCUGAACAAUGUUCGAUGCGGUAGAAUACUUGAUGUUAAACCAACAUGGCCACGACUUUUAGAUUUUUCUACUGGAUAUUGUAAAUUGUCGGAAAGCUUUCUAGUUUUAUUUCUUGUAAUGUUUAAAAAAAUACAGUAUUUAUCAAGUAAAUCACUAGACUUGCAAAAUGUUAUCCAUGCAUUUAAUGAUUUGACCAGAGAAGUCCCUGAUUUGCAUAGACUUUCCUUAAAGACUUGUCAUGCUCGUGCUGGUGAAGAUUUCCUUGAUACCUUAUCACAAGUUACAACCAAGCUCGAGGAUCUGAAGAUAAUCUACAGGAGACGAAGUAUACAUGGCAUUAUUGGUGAUAUGCUGAAGAUUAAUGAUGACUUCCCAUAUCUGAAAUCUUUACACCUUUACGGUUUGAGACAUGUUGGUCUGGGUGAACUACCCGCUGAGAUUUUCGUCGGUAUAGGGAUGCGACUCAGAGCGUUAGAGCUUGAUGAAAUAUGUUUAAGGGAUGUCGCAUCAUUGUUACAAGUGUUUCCACUUCUUCAGGAUGUAACACUAACUUUCAAGCAUGGAAUAAAAUGUAGCCACCCUGAUCUUCCUGAAGCGCCACGUUUUGAGAACGUGAUCUCUCUCAAGGUCAAGUCGCACCGGCUAAGGCACGAGCCUCUAAAUUUCCUUCUUAGUUUGUGUCCUAAAUUACAGACGCUUAAUGUUCAAGGUAGAGUGUAUAAUGUAGAAAUGUUCUUGGGAUAUCUUGCCCAGUUACUAGAUCUAAGAAUUGUUAAACUAACAGAACUUGAAGAUUUGGAUGUGGUAAGUCUGUGUGAUUUGCCAAGGUUGGUAAGUGAUCGACGGCCCUGGGAACUCUACGUGUCUCCUCAUAUUUUGACUCGAAUGGACAUCAAAACAUUACAGAACUGUGGUUGGACGUACAUACCCUUCAGAGCAUAUAACUUUAAAAUUGGUAACUUGCUUUCAAUAUCUCCACGCCACUGGUGAAGCUGCAGUUUAUACGAGCAGGAAAACGGGCGAGAUACUAAAAAGUGGUAAAAAGUAUGACCUGCUGGGUGGUUACUAGGGAUAUAAGACUAAAGAAGCUGUGACCUGCCUAAGGCAAACUCAAAAGAAAUACGACCCAGUCAAUAACGUCAGAGUCGAUGAUAUACCUCAUGGUUUGUCGACCAAUCCCAACACAGUUAACAAUUACUGGGGGUUGCUGCUCAACCAUUUACAGCCAACAUUCUAUUAACGUCCAUACUCACUCAUAUUACACUCCAUCGUCCAUAAAACAUCCUGUUUUCGUGAGUCAUCCGUAAACACGUCUCCAAGACUCAGUUCAGAGAAAACGAAGAUGAUGUAAUAGUUUGUGUUAGACUUAAGUUAUUAAAUGUUAAGAUAAGAAUAUUUAGUUGUCCAUAAACCUGUGCACGUAGCAAUGAGAUGUAUGUGCAAUCAGAUAACUGAGAUAUUCAAGACUAUUUAAGUAUGUGUUUAACACCUUAAUUGUCUGUAUCUAUUGUGUAAAGUUAGCAGAUCUCUGAGCUAGCGAAACAAGGCUCAGUGUUUCGCGUCCGUCAUACAUUAUCCCGUCUUUGCUGUGUAUUUGAAGUAGUUAAGUAACCUGUGAAUUGACAAAGCUUGUGACUAAGCAUUUAAUCACUAAGACGUAUCUAACUUCUUCUCAAGCUGUUUAUAAGCUGACACCUAAAAAGUUUGAAACACAUAUUCCACUUAUGUGUAUUUCGUGAGUAUUUAAUGUGAAACAAUGAGAGCUCAGUUAAUUGAUUAUUAUGCAUGUGAGAGUUGAGCAAUGAAUGUAGAUCCUUGGCCAUGUUAUUUUUACUGACCUAGGAGUUUACCAGCAUGGAGCUGUGUGAAGGCUGUUAAGGUCUGGGGGCGUCGUGUGACAAGGUGGUGAACUGGAUUCACCCAGUACUGCCUGGCGCUGAGAGAUGUCCAGUGUGUGUGAGAGUCUCUGUUAGGGCUCAGGUGAGGAGUGGAUAGAUCCUACUCAUAGCACCUAAUUAUGUGUCAGCAGUAAUAAGUAGGGUUAAAUAUGAGGUAUAAUAUUCAUGAGUCAUAUAACUGUCACCAGCUCAGUUGUGUGUUUGUCCUGAGUUGAGCUCAUGUGGGUUGUGAGUGGGGGUCGCCACUCAUGUGCUGGCGAGUGAGGAUAGAUAGUGCUGGUGUGCUACUAGUCACAGUGCUAUUGGGUGUGUACUAUGGUGCUGUUACCAAGAUUCCUAAUGGUAAUUAAGAAGUAAUCACUCAGGUGACCUGUAAUUUAGGUGCUCAAUUGUGUUACAUGAAAGGGUACAAUACUGUGUAUGAAGCCAGGGGCUAUUUUGCUUUCGUGAUAUAGAAAGACAAAUGGUGAUUUGUGUUGAAAGGCUUGACUAAGUAAUAAGUACCAAGUGAGUGAACGCAUGGAGAAGAUUCUGGUAUUUUUGUAUUGUUGAAAGUAGUCAAAUACCAAACUUCUUUUUAAUAAAUAAUCUUUAAUGUUUUA
This is a messenger RNA of Homarus americanus (American lobster), 3212 nucleotides long. RefSeq lists its product as uncharacterized. The record is from RefSeq and is a predicted model, not a curated record. NCBI's taxonomy places the organism in Eukaryota, Metazoa, Arthropoda, Malacostraca, Decapoda, Nephropidae. The coding region runs from base 92 to 1702 and encodes 536 amino acids. The transcript has 2 exons.